UCAGGGGCGAGAGGACCUCCUCUCUCCCCCAGGGCAGGUAUUUGAGGAAGUCCCUGCCUCGGGGCAGGGCUGGGGGCUGGGGGCCGCUGCAGGAAGGACCCCCGAGGCAGGGAAAGCCCUCUGCAAACCUUGCCAGGCUGGAACUGGCAGAUUUCCUCUCACCCUGAUGCCUGUGUUGCUGGUGCUUGUGUUUUAGACUCACAGGUGAACUGAAUCUAAAUCCCUCGAAUCCUCUGAGCACAGGCCAUGGCUCAGAAGAGCCUCCUGGGCAACGGCGUGAGCUUCCCCUACAAGGACCUGGUGUCCGAGGUGGCCAGACGCAGGUUCACCAUGACCACCAGAGAAGAGAUGCUUACCAAGGAAGGUGAGGAAGCCCUGAUGAGCAAGCCAAAGGGUUUGGAUCAAGUCCCUUUCCCUGACAUGGCCGACCCCCCAUUCCCCCGAGCCCCACCUCCCUCUCCAGCUGAGGACCCCGAAGUCUCCUAG
Molecule: messenger RNA, 486 nt
Organism: Myotis myotis
Lineage: Eukaryota; Metazoa; Chordata; Mammalia; Chiroptera; Vespertilionidae
Gene: MYOCOS
Product: myocilin opposite strand
Exons: 2
Coding region: 247-486 (79 amino acids)
Source: RefSeq, a predicted model, not a curated record